AGACGUCACAGUUGAGGUUCCAGAGACUUUGCCCUCAUGGCAGAUGCAGGACUACCACGGCUCUCUUGCCUUAUGGAUGGUGAUUCUUCUCGGACUUGCUGCGGGAUACAUCCGAGACCAAGGCGCUUGGAGCAGAGGCACAGCGUCCCGGAGGUCUGCCUCUGACAGCAACAUGACUGUCGUGCAGGAUGGGGAGUCCACGAUUUGUGCAGAAGGCUGUAACAAUACUUGCCGCGAUUUGGCAACAGUGAUGCGACACCUGCCCAGUUGUGAGGGGAUCCUCGGCAGCGACUGGACCAAGUGGAGCGGAGCAUGCUCCUGGGGAAGAGUUCGCAGCAGGUGUCCAGUCCAGAUGCCCGCUACCACCAUCGAAAUCCAGGUGCUUCCGAUCAAUAUCAGCCAGGAAGAGCAUCUCCUGCAGGCAGAAGAGCACGGACGAGCUAGAGACGAGUCGCCAAAGAAUACUUCCAGUUAGUUGCCGUUUCUUGUGACAUACUCAAUGCUGUGUUCUGAAAGGAUUCAGCAGUGUAGGUUCUGGAUGCUGUGCGCAGCAUCAUCCGUCAUGGAUUUGGCGUUGAGUGCUCAGAUGCCAUUUUGAGCUGUUGGUUUUUCUUUCUUCGCGCAGCAACAUGUCAGCGCAUGCCGUCAUCACAGGCUCCUGCCGCUGACCGCAAAGCUUCUGUGAAUAAGACAAGGGUGGUGAGCGCAAAGCUGUGAGCCGAAUUCAAUGCAAAAGAAGAUCUUACACCAACAAUUCAGGAUUGAAUCUUCCAGUGCCAGUCACAUCAUUUGUUGCUUUAAGCUCUGUGCACGUGCCUGGGAAAAAGGUAUAUGCGGAGGCUUUGACCAAUCCAGCCACGCGAUACACCAAGGUCUUUUUUUGGUACACAUGCUCGAAGAAACUGGUGGCAUCACGGAAUUUGAAGCAAACUUUCGCAGUUCCUUUCAAAAAACAGAUGGCUGUUGUUAGAUUCAGCCAACAGGGCUUUUCCUUUCGCACCUUUCUUCACUUGUGUUUUGGCCUUUGGGAGUGACAGCAAGACAGUUGCAAGCUGCUAAGCAGUCUUGUCACGGUCUGACGGGUGCAAUGCAAGGAACUUGCACACAGCAACUUUCAAAUGCACAUGGCCUUGGCUGUCUAUUUCGUUCUCACACUUUGCACCUCAGCUCUAUGCCAAUGAAAAGCAGAAUGGUGAGUAGGGCCUGUUGUCCAUCCUGACUUGCUUGGUUUCUUUGGCCUGUUUUGUUUGUCGCAAACAGUACUUGACCAUGAGUUUUG
Messenger RNA from Cladocopium goreaui, 1279 nucleotides. The record is from the annotation of a GenBank genome assembly. Lineage: Eukaryota; Dinophyceae; Suessiales; Symbiodiniaceae.